Molecule: messenger RNA, 1957 nt
Organism: Ostrinia furnacalis (Asian corn borer)
Lineage: Eukaryota; Metazoa; Arthropoda; Insecta; Lepidoptera; Crambidae
Gene: Lst8
Product: MTOR associated protein, LST8
Exons: 7
Coding region: 189-1139 (316 amino acids)
Biological process (GO): regulation of actin cytoskeleton organization; TOR signaling
Cellular component (GO): TORC1 complex; TORC2 complex
Molecular function (GO): protein binding
Source: RefSeq, a predicted model, not a curated record
UUGUCACAUGAAGUACGUACGUAAACAAACUGUAAUUCAUUUUGCAUUUUGAAAUACCCGGAAAAUUAUUAAUAUUGUUUGUAUUUAUGUUUGAAACCUUGUACAAUAGCUUCUAAAGGUGUGCCUGUGCCUUGAUACAAAACUUGAAUAGCCUGUCGUUAUAACUUAUUAGACAACGUGCCGUUGCAAUGUCUAUUGAAGGCAGCAGUGGAAGUGGAGGGUCGCAGGUGGCCCUGGUGACUGGGGGCUACGAUCACACCAUAAAACUAUGGCAAGCGCAUAGUGGCGUCUGCCUCCGCACCAUGCAACACCCGGAUUCGCAAGUAAAUGCAUUAGAGAUAACUCCUAUUGGGCAAAUGGUGGCAGCAUGUGGGUACCAACACAUCCGAAUGUAUGAUCUCGCCAGCGCCAAUCCAGACCCCAUCAUGAACUUCGAGGGGGUCACUAAAAACGUCACCAGAGUAGGAUUUCAUGAAGACGGAAAAUGGAUGUACACAGGUGGUGAGGACUGUACUGCAAGAAUAUGGGACACAAGAACUGGACGACAGCUGCAAUGCCAGCGAAUAUUCCAAGUGCCGGCACCAGUGAAUGCUGUUGUACUCCAUCCAGACCAAACACAGAUCAUGGUUGGAGACCAGAGUGGGAUAAUUCACAUGUGGGACCUCAGAACAGACAAGAACGAUCAAUUAAUACCAGAAGCUGAAGCGUCCAUCCAGGACAUAGCCAUCGACCCGGAGGGCAAGAUGAUGGCGGCCGUCAACAACAAAGGCAACUGCUACGUGUGGUCUCUGGGCGGCGCGCCUCCGCGGCCCGUCCCGCGCCGACACAUACAGGCGCACUCUAAAUACGCGCUGCGCUGCAAGUUCAGCCAUGACUCCACCAUGCUGGUGACGACGUCCGGAGACUGUUCGGCGCGGCUGUGGCGCACGAGCGACUGGUCGCUGCUGCGCGAGCUGCGACACGACACGCAGCGCUGGGUGUGGGAUGCCGCCUUCAGCAUUGACUCGCGCUACCUGUUCACCGGUUCAUCCGACAGCUACGCGCGACUCUGGGACGUAGAGAAAGGCACGCUGGAGCGGGAAUACUGCGGCCAUCAGAAGCCCAUCACGGCGCUCGCCUUCAAGGACCAGGCCGUCUAGCCUCGCACGCCUCAAGGAACUUUCUACUUCUAAUAUAACCUUUGGGCUUCCUCCAGACUAGUGUCUUUCAAGCGUCGUCGUCUCGCCAGCUAGUGUAGACGCGGCGCACCAACUCUUUUUAGAGCACUUUCAGCCGAAAAUUUCAUACUAUGUGACAGCGGAUGCAUGCCUUCACAUUAUAGAAACGCUGCUGUCGCGCUUCUAACGCCCUAAUGUGAAAGCGCUCUUAAACUAAAUAUCGUGACGUCAGCGCUGUAUUAAUUUUCGGCAGCCAAUCAGCAGCAACUCGAGAGACGCUAGUGUUGGGAGGUCCCUUAGAGGUAAACGUUGACACUUUUGAGUCUUGAGCAGCAUACAACCCACCAAUGGAUAUUUUAUUUUCAUAUAAUCACCAUGGAUUCAGCCUCUGCCAGUGCCUAUACUUUUGGUAUCCAGUUGCUGCCACUUGACACACAGUCGUUUAAAGUGUCGUACUGCGCAUAGCCGAUAGCCGCUACCGGACACAGCAACUCGGUGUACCGUGGCGGCAACGAAGUGUGUACGUUUGCGUAGCCUCCUAAUGUGAUUUCAAUAAGCUUGGGGCCUUUCGAACCUAGACACCUGAUGACGAUGCAAGCGUUUUAUUCUUUCAGAGACUAACGACAUCAUAAAAGAUGUACUUUUCUACAAAACCAAUGACAUCUGUAUAUUGAUUAUUCGAGUUUUUGUUUAACGAUAGGGCAGCAGUCGAAAAGGUCCGAACUUAGUAUAAGAUUGAUUUAUUGUGUAUAAAUAAACUCUAAAGAAGUUUUGUAAAUAAUAUGUAUGUUUUUAAAUCC